AAAUAUCUGCCAAAUCAUCAUUCCUGGAGGAGGUGGGAGACUCUGUGUGAAAUGAAUGUCUCUCGCGGUUCAUUGACCGUACCGGAAAUGCAGCCUGUCGGGCUACUAUAUGUGUUAUUUGCGCAGGCAAGUUCUUAGCAUCUGAGACAACUGAACUUGCAUUGUCAUCGAUCCAGCACAAAGACAUUCUGAUGCCAUAUAUUUCGCAUCACAGUCAACGACUCGUGAAUGGCAUGUUGCUAUACAAUCCUGCCAUCACGAUUCGAGACGAUUGUCCUUAUGGUUUUCUUUGCAAUAAUUGCUGGGACGACAUCAAAUCUAACAAAACUCCUCCAUUUUCCCUCGCCAAUAAUCUUUGGAUUGGAGAAGUUCCGGAUGAACUUGGGAUGUUGACUCUGCCGGAGCAUAUUUUAGUGGCCUUAUCAUAUCCUGCAGCAUACAUCGUCGAGCUUUUCCCAAAAAAACGCGGUGCUGUUCAUUGGGAUGCAGCAGGUUUAAACAGCGGCUUGCAUGGAAAUGUAUCUACAUACCGACUCAACACAUCGUCCAUUGCAGCCAUGAUUGAAGGCAAAUUGCUGCCGCCUAAACCGUCUAUCUUGGCGACAACUAUUGGCAUUUCCAUUGUUGGACCCAAUGAUUUUCCGGAACGUUGCUUACCGCCUUUCUUGUCUGUGAGCCGCUCUCAUCUGCACAAUGCGCUGCUUUUUCUUAAGCGAGAGAAUCCGCUGUAUUCCGACAUUGCGAUCUCGGAAGAUGACAUUGCGCUAUAUCCUACACACGGCAUUCCGGAUGUCAUCAUGUCCUCAAUUCGACACCUCCAAGAUACUGCUGCUGUGGAUAGUGAAUGAGAGGAUUAUGUACCUGAAGAUGAUGUUCAAGAUGUAUUCGCUGAACAUGACAAAGCUUUUCCAAGUGGACAGCAUAUCGACGAAGAAUCGCUCAUGGAUGAAAAUGUUCCAUCCAACAUAUUUCCAGUCCAGUCGCACGGUGUGCUUGAUAGCAAUGUAUCAGAAGUUGAU
Suillus plorans is the source of this 1019-nucleotide messenger RNA. RefSeq lists its product as uncharacterized. The record is from RefSeq and is a predicted model, not a curated record. The coding region runs from base 192 to 848 and encodes 218 amino acids. NCBI's taxonomy places the organism in Eukaryota, Fungi, Basidiomycota, Agaricomycetes, Boletales, Suillaceae. The transcript is spliced from 3 exons.